AUGUUCUUCUCUCGCGCUCUCAUUCUUGCCGUCGCCGCCGUGGCCUCUGUCUCUGCCCGCCCCGCCUCGAAGGUGGAGUCGCGUGACAUCUUCGACUCUGGUAAGGCCACCUGGUACUCCGCUGGUGUCAGCGAGGGUAACUGUGGCUGGUGGAGCACCAACGCCGACCACAUUGUCGCCCUCAACGCUCACCAGUACGGUAGCACCGACUCGGUCAGCGAGCACUGCGGUCGCCUGAUCCGCAUUGUCAACAAGCACAACAAGAAGGUCCUCCACGCCGUUGUUGCUGACUCGUGCCCCGAGUGCGCCUUUGGCUCGCUUGACCUCUCCAAGGGUCUCUUCGCCGACCUGAACGACGGCGACAUGGACAUGGGCGAGUUCCCCAUCGAGUGGAGCUUCAUCAACUAA
Messenger RNA from Malassezia japonica, 408 nucleotides. RefSeq lists its product as uncharacterized. The record is from RefSeq and is a predicted model, not a curated record. Lineage: Eukaryota; Fungi; Basidiomycota; Malasseziomycetes; Malasseziales; Malasseziaceae. The transcript has a single exon. Bases 1 to 408 code for a protein of 135 amino acids.